Molecule: messenger RNA, 4103 nt
Organism: Nilaparvata lugens (brown planthopper)
Lineage: Eukaryota; Metazoa; Arthropoda; Insecta; Hemiptera; Delphacidae
Exons: 7
Coding region: 1524-2591 (355 amino acids)
Source: RefSeq, a predicted model, not a curated record
AGUAGCACACUUUGUUGGCCAACAGUAGGUUUUUGGUUGGCAGUGUUGGCAAGAGAAGGGAGAUGGUUAGUUGGCAGUCCCUACCAUAAUCCACGUUGGGCCACUGGCUACUUUGGUUGGUUCUCCCACCUUAGAAAUUGGCACCAUGAGAGCUGUUGGCCCUCAUGUCACUUUGGUUGGUUCACCCUACAGUAAAAAUGGAACCAUAAGAAACAUUGGCCCUCAUGUCACUGUAGUUGGCUGACCCAACUUUUUUCUUUUUAAAAGUAUUAAUCCUGAUAAUCAUUAAAGGACUUGAAAACAAAUAUAAAAAUUUAAUUUUACGCAACUUUUGUUCAGUACAAUUUUCCCGUCAGGUGCACCAUUUAGGAGAUAUUAGCGGUUUGCACUAUUUCCUUUAGGACUUUGAAAUAAUUUUCAAGUAAAUAUUUAUUUCGCGUGAAAUCACUUUAUGAUCACUUUAUAAUAUGUAUAAUUGAAUUGUAAGCAAUAUUUGUUCAGUACGAUUUUCCCGUCAGAUGCACCAUUUAGGAGAUAUUAGCGGUUUUUGCGCUAUUUCCUUUUAGGACUCUGAAAUAAUUUUCAAGUAAAUAUUUAUUUGGCGUAAAAUCACUUUAUGAUCACUUCAUAAUAUGUAAAAUUAAAUUCUAAGCAAUAUUUGCUCAGUAAGAUUUUUCCGUCAAAUGCACCGUUCACGAGUUAUAGACGUGUUAUGAUAGAUUGUUGGCCGUAAUAUAACUUUGGUUGGCUAGCCCAACAAUCAUUUUUUUUUCUUUUCAUCGAUUUUUAUUUCAAAAGUCAUUGAAGGACUUGAAAACUAAUCAAAAGUUCAAAAAGAGUUUUGUUAUAAAACGUCAAUUAGUGAGUGAAAAUGAAGAGACAAAAUUUAUAAAAAUUGUAUUUUUAUAAAAUGAAAAAAAUUGAUACUACUAUCUAAUAAUACUAUGUGAAAUUAGUCUUAUCAUAGAAAAUUGUAACAUAAUAACAAUAAAUAGUCGAGUUAUUGCAUUUCUAAGUUGAAAACAUUCUCCAUUCUGUCAAAGUCUAUCUUUCCUUUUGAAAUUCAAAUAGCUGAAGCUUUCAGAUUUUGAUUUUUGUUUUGAAAGUCAUACAUUAUUUUGGUGAACAUGAACUUGGAUUUCAAAAUAAUUAUUUUUUAAUGUGGAAUGUGAUAGAUUGUCAUGUAGCUUCACUAUAUUAUGCUUUUAAUAUGAAAAUUAUUUAAAAAACACAGAAUCUGUCAACUGAUGCAUUCAAAUAUCGCGCAGAACUGUAUUCACGCAUGCGCACGGAGCAAUAUAUCGAUAUUAGUGAAAUAUCGAUAUAUCUACUACGCCAUCAUUGACGCCAUUCCAUUUUUAUCCUGUUGUACUUUGUGUUGUGAUGAGAAGCGAACAAAUAUAACCGUGUAUGGUUUCGUCUUUGCUGCAAAGUUUGCUGCAAGAUAAGAUUUCUAUUGAUUAUUAACUUGAAAAAUCGUCUUUGCUGCAAGAUAAGAUUUCUAUUGAUUAUUAACUUGAAAAAUGUAUGCUGUGAUAGAGUUUGGGGGCAGUGAGGAGAACCAGACAGCCGUAGUGAGGGAGGAAUGGCUAACACCAGCUAAGAAAGAGGUUUUCUGGCCACCCUUCAAAGUUUCUACACAAUUCCAUAAGGCUUUGGUUGAAGGCGCAACACCUGACGAAAAAAAGUGGACAUUAUUUCCGGUCAGGCGAUGCCUAUACAUUUGUGAUGAUCUACUGAAGGCUCGUGAGAAAGAGAAAUUGGCGGAGAAGGAGUCUGACAUACAAACGGAUGGUGAUGAAUUACUUGAUGGGAGAAGAAAGAGACGAAAAACUAGCAAGAAACUAUUCAUCAGCAGUGAUGAUUCAUCUGACGACUCCUGCAAAAGAGCAAAAAAAAAUCUUUCCUACAAAAACAAAUGUCAGUAUUACCCCCGUCCGCCUUCACCACCAACAAAUCAGCUACGGGAAGACUGUUCUUCACAAUCAUUAGUUUCCACACCAAAGUCAUUAACUGCAACACUGACACCGACAGACUCUUCAAUUGAAAAAACUGUCACUGAAUCUGGAUUUGCUGUUGUUGCAAGAAAACUUGCAAAACUUGAAAGUGAAGUAUUGUCUUUGAGACAGUAUUUGGAAGAGUAUCUCCCAAAAAUCGUCUGUAAUGCCGCUGGGACUGAAAAUUCGUCAAUGAUUCCAGAUUCCAUGCCAACACUACCAUGUUUGUCGCAUGAGGAUGUACUGAAACUUGAAGAGUGGAUUUCAGUGGAAGGAAACGAACAAAUAUUUGUCAAGUUCUUGGCACGAAUAGGUGGGAAGAAGUUGGAUCACGUUGUAAGAAGAAUUCUGGAAAGAGUUAUCAGCAACAACCUUGCAAAUGAUUACAACUGGACUGGAAAAAAACAGAAAAUAGCCUUGAGAGAAUUCAAAUUCAUCGAUGUAAUUGUCUGCGCAGUACAGAACAACAAGUGUACUUCCAGUGCUACAGAUGAAGAAAUUCAGACAAUAAUAAGAAAUUGGUUUCGAUUUUCCAAAGACCGUGAUGGAGGUCAAGAAAAAAGAAGAAUGGCUCCACCACCUAAUCACAUGUAACCAUAAGUACCGUACCAAAUAUGACUACCUAUUACUUGGUGUAUUUAGUAUCUUGAUCUUUUAAAAAUGAUUCCAGUCAGGUGGAGUAGUGGCAUCAGUAUUUUGGUAACAUGCAUUAUUUAUAACAUACUAUAUUUUUAUGCAUAUGAAUUUUAAAAGUUGAUAACUACUAGAUAAUUCAAUGUUUUUUUAUUACUAUUAAAAUGAAUGUCAACAAGAGUCUUAGAACACAACAACGGUUUUGCAAGAAACGCGAAGAAGCAAUUGUUCAUGAGUUGAAAGAAUCUAUUUAUUCAGAAUUGUCAACGCAACCUGAGCCCUCAUCUGGAGAUGACCAUUUCAGUGCUACUACAAAUAGCGGUUUUUUUCCUUCCCAGACUGGUCUGUCAGUUGAUGACUGGAAUGAUUUUGGAAAAGAUUAUGAUUCUAACACCUCAAUCACUAGUGCAUCCUCUGUUGAGGACAACAAAAACCACUGCCCUUCUAUUUUGGAUUUGUUAAGAAAGUUGGUAUUAUGGUCAAUACAAUACAACAUACCUAACUCUGCAACUACAGCUUUGUUGCACAUUUUGAAUCCUUUCUUGCCUGGUCUGCCUCUUGAUGCUAGAUCUCUGUUAAGCACACCUCGAAGCUGUGGAGUUGAGUCAUGUGGAGAUGGAAAAUUCAAAUACUUUGGUAUUAAGAGUCACUUACUUGAAAAAAUUCCAAAUUUUAUUCCAUCUUACCACCCAAUAAUGGAACCUGUUGCAAAAGAUUUUCUUGAGCAGGGUACAAGCUUAAUAACUGUAUCAAUUAAUGUUGAUGGACUCCCCAUCUCAUCCAGCUCAACCAAGUCUUUUUGGCCUAUUCUAGGCGUGGUUGAUCAAAAUAUUGAACGCCAACCUUUUUUAAUUGGUAUUUACUGUGGAGAUUCAAAACCAGUUUCUUCUAAUACUUUUCUCUUAAGUUUGUAAAACUCGGUUUAUCUAUUGAACUAAAUUAUGACUUUGGAUAUAAAUAUUCAACACAGUUAUUUUUACUGUUGUGUGAAAAUCAAGUUUCGGAUGUGACAUUUCUCAAGUGAAUUUUGAUAGUGGCAACUGCAUGUUGUCAUUUCUUUAAGAAUUUUAUUACUUAUGCUUAAGAAUAUUAUUGAAAUUUCUUGAUGGAGAUUUUUCUUUUUCUCUACUAUUGUAAUAAGAGUAGCCUAUAGGUUAAUUUGUUUGAUACUGUACUUACGAUUAUUACUACUAUUUUAUUAUAACGGUAGCCUACUUACAAUGUUUUAGUAAUAGGUACAAAAAAUGAGUACACUGCUCUGAUAGUGUAUCAAACCAAACUUGGGAAGAUAAACGUAGUGUGGAAAGUCAAGUUUUGGAUAUAGCAUUUUUCAAGUGAAUUUUGAUAGUGGCAAAUUUGAAAUAACUCUUCUGGCUCUGCUUAAUGAAUGCAUACCUCAUCUAUGAUCUUUCUUAAGUCCUUUCUACACGGAGCCUUCUGAUACAGAAGAAUAAUACGACAAUUUGAUACAGA